Molecule: messenger RNA, 443 nt
Organism: Owenia fusiformis
Lineage: Eukaryota; Metazoa; Annelida; Polychaeta; Sabellida; Oweniidae
Source: the annotation of a GenBank genome assembly
UAAAUGGUACAAACCUCAUGCUUAACAAAACUGUGUCAAAAGUUGAGACUUUGCCAAACCGAGUCAGAGUAACUCUUCAGUCGGGAGAAAUCCUUGAAGCGUCGUAUGCGAUAAUGACAUUUAGUAUUGGUGUUCUACAAAAUGAGCUGAUUGCGUUUGACCCACCUCUAUCAUUUGAAAAGAAGGAAGCCAUAAAUUCUUUCAAAAUGUCCCCCUACACAAGAACUGUUCUGAAAUUUCCUCAUGCUUUUUGGGAUGAAAAUGAGUUCAUUAUCAAUCCGCCAAAAAGACCAGGAUAUUAUGUCAUCUGGGAAAACUACAACCUUACCAAAAUAUAUCCAGGUUCCAACAUUAUCGUGUCCACCCUCACUGGAAAUGAAGCAAGGCGUGUAGCUUCCCUUACAGAGGAAGAAAUCAUAGCUGAAAACAUGGGCGUUCUAAGG